GAACUGCUGGACAAGGUAGUGGAGUUCCGGGAAGAGGCUCAGGAUGCUUUGGAUGCAGAGACACCUGAUUCUGAGCAAGUGGAAACACUGAUAGAGAUUGGGAUCAGCCUUGAUGUGGACCUGCCUGAGAUCCCUAAACUGAAGCAGGUUUUACAGCAAGCAAGAUGGCUAGAUAAUAUACGCAUGUCCAUGAAAGAUGCCAACUCGGUGACUCUGGACAUGAUGCGCAAACUGAUAGAGUCAGGUGUUAGUCUGGCACCUCAUCCGGCUGUGGAGAAAGCCAUGGCUGAGCUUCAGGAGCUGCUGACGGUCAGUGAGAGGUGGGAGGAGAAGGCCAGGAUCUGUCUGCAGGCAAGGCCCCGACACCUGUUGACCACCCUGGAGGCCAUUAUUGCUGAGGCAAGAAACAUUCCUGCUUACCUGCCCAACAUUGCCUCUCUGAGGGACGCUGUCAAGAAAGCUAAAGAGUGGAUACAGAAGGUGGAGUCUGUCCAAAGUGUGGAGCAGUAUGCCUAUCUGGAGACCCUGGAGAACCUGGUGGCCAAAGGAAGGCCCAUCCCAGUCCGACUUGACCAGCUGCCACAGCUGGAGUCUCAGGUUGCAGCAGCCAAGUCCUGGAAGGAAAGAACUGCUCGGACUUUCCUCAAGAAGAAUUCUUCCUACUCUUUGCUUGAGGUGCUGUCACCAAGAACAGACAUCGGAAUUUAUAACGGAGGUCGCUGCAAAAAGAAACGUCUUAAAGAAGGUGACAAAAAGGAGGGUGACAGCAUUGUGGACUACGCAAGUGACGACAGCAGAGCUUCAGGAGUGUCUAUCCUGACACAAGUUGCAGCAUUCAAGAUGGGGGAAGUGAAAGAGGUUGAACUGAUGAGAGAUCUCAGGACAAAGAAUAUGGAGAAACGCCGUGACAGUGAAGCUAAAUUUUGUGUGUGUAGGAAACAGGCUUCAGGAUUCAUGUUACAGUGUGAACUCUGCAAAGACUGGUUUCAUGGAACCUGUGUAUCCUUCCCAAAGUCUGCCGGCAUUAAAAGCAAAACAUCUCAGACUGCCAUCAUGCAGACAACCAAGGAGAUGAAGUUUCUCUGUCCCCUGUGUCUGCGUUCACGGCGGCCUAGGCUAGAAACUAUUCUCUCCCUUCUUGUCUCACUCCAAAAGCUUCCCGUCCGCAUGGCAGAAGGCGAGGCCUUGCAGUGUCUGACAGAGAGGGCCAUGGCAUGGCAGGACCGUGCUCGGCAAGUACUGACCACCACAGAAAUGGCCUCUGCCAUGGCACAGCUUAGCAUAAUGAGCCAGCGGAUGGUAGAACAGGCAGCCCGGGAGAAAACGGAGAAGAUCAUCAAUGCUGAGCUACAGAAAGUUGCCAAUAACCCUGAACUUCAGCCCCACUUGGCCUCUGUUACCAUGAGUGCAUUCGGUAACCGAGACAUGUCCUCAGUCUCGCUGCUUCAAAACCAUCCAGGAGCAGUUGAUGGAGAUUCUAGAGACGGCCACCAUCGUUACGGAGGGCCAGCAAGCCAUGGGGGCCUCACUUUCAUCGCGUCUGCAGCUAGAAACCAUAAGCAGCUUUUUGGAAUGUCCUCAGAUACUGAAGACGGCCUUCAUAAAGACUAUGAUUCCUCAAGGGAGGCAGGGGUUGGAGUCAAUAUGGAUCGCCCGGCAUCUCCCACUUCUGGAGCCUUGUCACCCCCUCUGCCUCAGUCAAUAGCCCUGACCCCCAACCCCAUGUCUCAGGAUAUUGGUGCUGAGAUUGACAUCCCAUCAGUCGCAUCUCUGGGAAUGUCAUCAGAACAUGCUUAUUCUUCAAUGUCAAAGGGUGGUUCAAAUGGAUCACCUAGAAAGAACCAGCGUAAAUCUCCACUGAUUCCACGCAUGUGCGAGGCUCCAACUCUGGAUGUUGCCGAAACCAAGAGAGCUCAGCUGGAGGAGCUGAUGAUGGAAGGAGAUCUGCUGGAGGUGUCCCUGGAUGAAACCCAACACAUCUGGCGCAUCCUGCAAGCUUGUUACACUUGCACAGAAACCAGCAGAUUCUCCGACAUGGAGGUUAGCGUCA
Molecule: messenger RNA, 2050 nt
Organism: Candidula unifasciata
Lineage: Eukaryota; Metazoa; Mollusca; Gastropoda; Stylommatophora; Geomitridae
Source: the annotation of a GenBank genome assembly